AUGAUCGCUCGUGCUGGUUCUGCCGCACGUGUCGCUCUGCCCACUUCUUUUGUUGAUGAUCCUGUUACUGCAUACGAGCUAGCUAUUGCCACUUACUUUGCGAUUGGAUCAUUCAGUGUUUUUGUCUGGGAUUCCUUCUACAAUCUGGAGCAUGAUAUUCGACUUCUUCGGACACAUGGGAGGAGCCUUCCGUCAGCUAUCUACUUUACUUCAAGGGUGUCGACAUGGGUGUUCGCCAUCCUUGAAACCAUCCGCCUAACGGUCCCUAUUAAAAACUGUCAACAUUAUCACGUUUCUACCCUCAUUUUUUAUAAUCUCUUUAUUGCAGCUACAACCCUCCUCUCUUACUUUCGAGUCUGUGCAAUAUGGAAUGGAAACACGACCGCUAGAUUCCUAUUUGCCUUAUUUUGGCUGUGUGGCGUAGCCGGAAGCCUGACAACCGCAACUGGGGUCAUGUCCCAACACAUCAGUAAUUCACCCUAUUGUACAGAGAUUGUUGUUGGCCAGUACGUUUCGGCGGCCGUCCUCGGGCCCAUGAUCAACCAUUUAGCCGUAUUCUUAGCAAUCACCUAUGGAGUUUGUAAGAUAUGUGCAGAUAACCACGACAAACUCACAUUUCGAGCGGGAUAUCGGGUUUUUGUCCUUGGCGAGUCUCUCCCGACCUUCUCCAAAGCCAUCUUGCAAGCCUGCCAAUUAUGUUACUUAGUUGCUACAGUUGCAGGCAUAAUAACCGUCGUAUGGUUCUACGUCUUUGCGCACAACUAUAGCUAUCGCAUCGCCAUGUUCGUCCCAUACGCUGUGACUGUGAACAUCAUGUUCAGCUGGGUGUUUAGACGCGCUAAGCUGGGUAUGUGCGUUGCCGCUCAUGGCGCGGGGCCAAUGAUCAAAAGCAAAGUGGCCACUGUGGCUGCAACAGUCCCAGGCGCCCGUCCAGAUGCUAUGGAGAUGCAUCCCGACUUCAUAUCAGCUACGGAUGCCGACGCGAGCUCAGUUGCUGGUGGUAAACGGAACUAUGGAGGUGGCAGUAGUGGCAGCGGCGGGACCAAACGCAGUGGAACACCAAGCUCGCACUUGGAGAUUGAGGUGAACCGAGUGGUUGAGUAUAAGCAUGACUACGUCGACGUUGAGGUGGGGAAAGGGAUUGACCCAAUUGAUAUCACAUUCAAUACAUUUACUUUGUGA
Molecule: messenger RNA, 1182 nt
Organism: Psilocybe cubensis
Lineage: Eukaryota; Fungi; Basidiomycota; Agaricomycetes; Agaricales; Agrocybaceae
Exons: 5
Coding region: 1-1182 (393 amino acids)
Source: RefSeq, a predicted model, not a curated record